Molecule: messenger RNA, 1845 nt
Organism: Colletotrichum gloeosporioides
Lineage: Eukaryota; Fungi; Ascomycota; Sordariomycetes; Glomerellales; Glomerellaceae
Exons: 3
Coding region: 1-1845 (614 amino acids)
Source: RefSeq, a predicted model, not a curated record
AUGUUGUUCCCCUCAACGCCCUGGGCGGCGCUCCUGCUGGCCAGCGUCUUUUCUUCCGCCGUGAAGGCGGACGACUGCUCAGUCGACCCGUUAGUAUUACCCAUAAAAAACGUUACCUUUCCGAAUGGCAUCGGUGCCAACCGCGGCGUCAAGCUCACGCUUGGUGGCCAGGUUCAAGGCAUGCGCAUGUCUACUAUUCUUAACAAUACGCGAGUGAGGAAUGUUCUGGAUUGCCCGAACGAGGACACCUUGGCGUUCGUCGGCUGCCAAGGCGCAUCUGGCAGUGUCUAUGAUACAUCAAAAGACACCUUCACUCAAGUUUACAACAUCAAGGACUGGAAUGUCUCAGUAGUUGAUGCGCAACCUGCUGAUGGCGUCACAACCGUCCUUCAUGGAUACGACACCGCCAACUUCACGGAUGGCCCGGCAGUGGUCUACGGCUACCCUUUCGAAAUCUGGGCGGACUAUGAUUCCAUGAACAAGAGUGCUCUGGCGCUUGGCCCCGAAUCUUCCACGAUUGACCUGCUCGUCGACCACAAGAUCGCACCGACGUCGGCUUGGAGCUUGGAUUACGGCUCAACCUCCGAGCUCUACCCCCGUGAUGGCCAGCUUGUUUUCGGCGGUGUCAACGAAGCGCGCUUCAACGAGACGAAGAAGACCGAGUUCAACAUGUGGGGAGCGGGCGCGUCUGUGCCGUGUCCUCUGCAAGUUCUCAUUUCCGACAUUAUUCUGACGAACGAAGACGGCGACCACUCGCUCUUCAGCGACAUCGGCACACGAGUUUCCGCCUGUAUCGACACGGUUCAAAACGACUUCACUUUCACUCCGAACAUGUUCUCCCGAUUCCAAAAUUUCACCAACCACACCACAACAUUCAACGGUACCACAUACGGCCAGUCGACGUAUCCAUCCAGUCUCGAGCCGAUGAUCGGAACCCUUACGAUUAAACUUACGAAUGGCUACACCACUGUUAUUCCUCACUACGAGCUGGUUUCCCACGAGCGUGGAACCGACUCUCGCGGCAGAUACGCCGUUACGAACAACACCCAUAUCCAGGCCACCGUUGGUUCCGGCUUGAGCGAUUUAGGCAACAAUGUCCCUAUCCUUGGUGGUGUUUUUCUCUCACAAAACUAUCUGCAUGUUGACUAUGCCGCGGGCAAGUUCUGGCUGAGCCCCCAAGUCGCGAAUGGCACAUUGGCAGACAACAUCACAUCAACUUGCAACGGCACCAGUAGCGGUACCAGCGGAGGAACUGCGAUGGGUGUCAAAGUCGGUGUACCAAUAGCCAUUGGCGCUGCCUUGAUCUUCUUUGUUGCGCUCUGGUUCUGGCUGAAGAAUCGCAAGCGGAACCCAAAUGCAGCCGGGGUUGCUGGAACGAGGGCCAUCCCUCGAUCAGAAAAGCGGGACGCCCCAGACUCCAAGUCAUCGACAACCAGGUUUGCUGGGUACCAAAACUACCACGCCGUAAAUCCAGAUAAUCACAUGGAGCUCGAGGGCGACAUGGGCGCAAGGCGAGCAGAGCUAGAAGAGCCCGCGCCUGCAUAUUCAAGAGCGUCGGAAUGGCCCCGCAUGAACUCGAUACAAGGAGAGAAUAUGACAUAUUACUCCCAAUCACCAGAGGAAGGCGAAAGUUACGAGUUGGCCGAUACUUCGCCAAUGCCACCACAGCCGCCGGUAUUGGCAAAUCGGCCGCCCGCGAGGAGGCAAGACACUGCGGUGUCUGCCAUCAGCGACCGUGACAAUUUUACACAGAGUCCGACUGCAUUACGAAAGCAGAUAUCUAAUAUCGACGACAUGGUGUCGCCAACUAGCACACGGGCAAACAGCACGAGACGUCCUUUUUAG